ACCCCCAAAAUCUCUCAAACCCUAAACCCAGACUCUCUCUCUCUCUCUCUCUCUCACUCUACCAUGGCAUCUCUCACUCUCUCCCUCUCUCUCCACCCCUCUUCCAAACACUUCAUUUCCAGUUUCACCCCUCGCUUAUCAACGGCCCAGAUCUUCCCUUCCCCAAAAUGGGCACAGACCCACCGCCCCAAACCCAUCUCCACCGUCCAAAUGUCCUACAAAAACAAUCCCCCUUCCUCCGCCCCAACCCCUGCUCCGGAACGCCUCAUCUCCGCCGUCGCCUACACUCUCCCUUUCUUCAACUCCCUCCAGUACGGCCGUUACCUCUUCAUGCAGUACCCCCAAUUGGGCCUCCUCUUCGACCCGUUUCUCCCCUUGCUGGGCCUCUACCGGGCCUUCCCGUACGCUAGCUUCGUCGCCUUCUUCGCGCUCUAUUUGGGCGUCGUUAGAAAUCCUAGCUUCAGCCGCUACGUGCGGUUCAACGCGAUGCAGGCCGUCACUUUGGACGUCCUCCUGGUGGUGCCUCUGCUCUUGACCCGGAUAUUCAAUCCGGGUCGGGCCGGGAUCGGGUUCAAGUUGAUGCUUUGGGGCCACAAUGCGGUGUUUGUUUUUAGUUGUUUUUGUUUUGUUUAUGGGUUGAUUUGUUCUAUGUUGGGUAAAACUCCGUAUUUGCCCUUCGUGGCGGAUGCCGCCGGAAGGCAACUUUAGGUUGUACGUUUUGGGAUAUUAUUGACCUUUUGAGGAGGAAUGUACAAGUGGUAGAAGAGGGGCUAUUAGGGUUUUUUCCGAUUUGUGAGGAAGUGCUUUUGUUGUUGCCGAUGGGGGUGAUCGUUGCAAGUGGAGGUUGUACCUUAUGGCGGCGUUUUUGAAGUUUUUGGGAAUGAGAGGUACAAGUGGGAGAAGAGGGUCAAAUUAGGGUUUAUGUAAUUUGUGAAAUGCUUUUGAUUUUGUACAAAUUUGAAGUUACUCAAAUGUAAUAACACUAUUGAGGAAUUCAAUUUUAGUUGUUUUUAGCUUAUUUUUCUAA
Messenger RNA from Pistacia vera, 1027 nucleotides. RefSeq names its product protein TIC 20-II, chloroplastic. The coding region runs from base 64 to 708 and encodes 214 amino acids. The record is from RefSeq and is a predicted model, not a curated record. Lineage: Eukaryota; Viridiplantae; Streptophyta; Magnoliopsida; Sapindales; Anacardiaceae. The transcript has a single exon.